Messenger RNA from Heterobilharzia americana, 4724 nucleotides. NCBI's taxonomy places the organism in Eukaryota, Metazoa, Platyhelminthes, Trematoda, Strigeidida, Schistosomatidae. The record is from the annotation of a GenBank genome assembly.
GCACGUGGGAAAUUUGUCCGCGCGGAAUAUGUCGAAUAAUUCGCAGAAUAUUUAUGGUAUCAAUAACUCAGCGGACACUUACUAUGGGACCCUUUUCUCGCAUUUAUCCUAUGGAAUGGGCGAAGGCAAUGCGUCCAACUCUCCUACUACUCCGAAUGCAGAAAGUGCAGCUGCCGCUGCUUUGGCAGCAGCGGCUUCUGGAAGGAACAACUGGUCUAACGCGGAUGGUUAUAGUGCCGUUUCGAACAUAAUGACUGGUAUGCGUGCACAUCCUUCAUCAAUGACGAGUUGCUCGAACUCUGGGGAUUUGUCAGAGUCUUCGUGUGGCAUUCCAUCCAGUUCUUUGGCGUCUCCUUAUGCUGCAACUUUGUUAGCUGCAGUAGCUGCCGCUGCCGCUGCAGCUUAUCCACUUCCUCAGGGUGCUGCAAGUACAGUUCCUGCUCCAACAGGGCGACAGUUUCUGCCAAAUGCUUCGAUGAAUAACAGGGCGGCUGACUUCACAACUAUGUAUUACGGCUCUUCGCCAAGACCAUCAUCUGUCACUACAGCAAACCAACUUGGCGGACUUCUGGGUAAUCUACCUAGUUGGCCCUUCACAGUUCCUCCAGCUCAGUAUCCAAACCAUUCAUUUAUAGAAAGAUCUGGCGGUGCAGUUGUUCCGCUUGAUGGUUGGACUUCUUCUAAUGGACAGCAGUUGACCUUGUCACCUGCUUGUGGUGAAGCUGAUUCGAUCAACCACUUCGGUCAAGGUCCUACUGAAGCAAACGUGUUAUCGAAGGAUUCACAUACUUAUUACACCACAUCUAAUAUGCGGGAUGCUGUCUUUGCAGCACCAGUGUCUUAUUCUCAACAACAGCAUCAAAUAAAUGCAGACGAUCCUGGUGUUUCAUUCAUUUAUCCUCAUCUAAAUGCAAAGCCGGUAUAUCCGUUCCCAUCUCAUGUAACUCAGUCACAUCUCGUGAAUGGAUUGCCUGGCGGUGCCUCAAAUGUAUUAGAUCCAUAUGUUUCUGUAAAUCAACACCAAAAAAUCCCACAACUGGUCAAUGAAUUUAAUCGGCUUAAUGUUUGUCAAAGUAUCGAUAUAGCAAACCGUAAUGAUAAUGGAGUAAAUCAUUCUCAUUCCCCUUUCUAUGAAGGCUCAGUUGUUGGGAAUGGGAAUAAUGUACAGCCAAAAAAUACUUCAUACACACAGGCACAGUGGUGUCAUAGAAAAGAAAAUAAUGGAAUUAAUAGCGCGCCUUCUAUGGACCAAUCAGAAAAGGCAUCUAGAUCACAACCUAGUUCAAGUGGUUAUCCAGCAAAUAGACUGACUACUUCAUCUAACAAUAGGUCUGCACAACCACCUGUUACUACAUCCGUCAAUAAUUCACCACGCACUAAGACUUGGGCCAAUAUAGCUGGACAACCACCUAAGGGCUCAGCUGCAGUUCUUCAAAACUCUGUCGGAUGGUCUACAAAAAGAUCUCAACCGCAUAAUUUGUCUGCUACAAACAGGUCUUUUCAAACUACUGGGAGCUAUCCGGCUGGCAGGACUAACUCCUUAAUAACAAGUGCACCUAGCAGUAAUGGACAUGUAACACACCAGGAGAAAGCAAACGCAGGUGAAAAAGGAAGUUUACGUUCUUUGACGGAAUCUAAUUCUGAAAUGAAUAGUACACAAGUAAACAAUGAUGACCAUUCUACUAAUACAUCGACAUCUGCUCUGUUAUCUUCAGACGAGUCUGCACAGGCCUUUCAACGUGAAUCAGAAGCAUUGCAUCAGCGUUUAGCCAAAGUGAUAAAUCCGACUAACUUUGACACUCAUAUAGAAAAAGCUCGGUUUUUCGUGAUCAAAUCGUUUUCUGAAGAUGAUAUACACCGGUCUAUUAAAUAUUCUAUCUGGUGUUCAACAGAAUUGGGGAAUAAGAAACUGGAUACAGCUUUUGCAGAGGCCAAUCAUGCAUAUCCAAUAUAUCUGUUUUUCUCAGUUAAUGGAUCUGGACACUUUUGUGGUAUGGCAGAAAUGGUUUCUCGAGUUGACUAUAAUGCUAGAGCUAGUGUUUGGGCUCAAGAUAAGUGGCAGGGUAAAUUUUCAGUCCGAUGGAUAUUUGUAAAAGAUGUACCCAAUACUGCAUUAAGACAUAUUCGUAUUGAAACCAAUGAUAACAAACCCGUAACUCAUUCACGUGACACUACAGAACUCCCAUUAGAACGAGGUCGACAAGUCAUGGAAGUACUUGCCACAUAUUCACAUACAUUGUCUAUCUUCGAUGAUUUCUUUUAUUAUGAUCAACGUGAAAGGCAAGAGGUAAGUUAGGUAGUUUCAUCUAGUUGAUAAUAAUAAAUGCUACACUACACAAUACAUUAUGCUUCUACUCCUUGUUUCCAUACUAGAUUGGAUGAGGAUUGAAAUAGAAGUUAUACUUCGUUUUAAGAGUAUAAACUUAGUGCUAAUCAACUGGAAAUGUAGUAUGCAGCAAUUUUUCGGCUUCUCGUGGCUUCCUCAUAGUGACGUAUAAAUACGCGUACUAGGAACGACGCAUGUUCAAAGUUUAAGGAUGUCAAAAAGAGUGAUAUUUUGUCACCGAAUCUGUCUAAAUCAUAUGGAGCAGCACUUAUUCGUAUCUAUCAAGCUAUAGCCCCCUAGGUUUAUAUUUGGUCCUAAACAGAAAAUUUCGAAUUUCACAAUGAAAAUUGAAGAGGCUAUUGUCGUUAUGAUUCUUUCUAUUCCUCGGUUUAAAUCUAUUUGGAAGUUGUUAAACCAAUAUGUAAAUAAAUGUUAUAAUUCAAAUAGCAUAACAUUACUUAUCUACGAACCAGUCCAUUUGUUGAUAUUGUUACUGAACUAGUCAAUAUCAACAUGGGACCAGGGGUUAAUGCACAGCGGUCCGAGUUUCAGGUGAUGAAACUAAGAAAGUAUGGUUAGACCGGCUGCAGACGUAACCCAUCUUCCUGGGUUUGAUUUACUGCUAGUAAUUAAAUUCAAAUAAAUUGUCCAUCAAUACAUUACUGAAUUAAUUAUAGUGAUUCUGUUAGGGAUGCUUAAUCCCUAAGAAAAACAAACUUAUAAUAUGUGUAUAUAAUCAUUGUAAAAUAUGAACCUUAUCUUCGAAUCAUGCAACGUUACUUACUUUUAACACCGGUUAAGAUACUAAACACUGAUUGGUCCAUUUUGCACUUUUUCAAAAAUGGACUAAUCAGCGUUUAGUGUCCUAACCCACGGUAAAAAAGAUCAUUGCAUGGUGCAAAAAGGGCGUGAAAAUAAGAUUUCAUCUUCACAAUGAUAACAUAUACAUAAGUUGGUUUUUCUCAGGGAUUAGGCAUCUCCAACAGAUCCUAGUUAUCUGUACUCAAAUAACUUAAUCUAAACAUCUACAUAUUUAUGUUUUGAGCAACCUGUCACGAUAGCUGUACUCGACUGUGAAUCGGAUCAUUUAUUUGACCAGCUGUUCUACUAUGAUCAUUGGGAGUGGGUUUGAACACGAGACUUGAGUUUAAGGCAAAGUAUUUUCUAAGACUGUUCUUGAAAGCCGAGAUUAAUAUGUAGCAUUUAAAAUCUGAAAUUUACUUAUUAUAGUGAAUAGCACUAACUAGUGGUUCCUUAAAUUUUCAGCUGUAUUACUUCUAGUCAUAUGGUCUUACUAAUAAAGCAAAGACAUAUUGUGUUAAAGACAGUUGCUAGCCUACACCUGAAGGUUACCAAACGUCAUUGGAUUUCCGCUACGUCAUCAAAACUGAUUGACGUGAGAAAACUGAUUCCAGCUGGCUGUGACCACGUUGAAGAGCGAAAACGACUCAAACGUAAGUUGAUCAGGAGUCGUCGAGUUGGUCACGAGCAGUAGUGGGUGGCGAAAGCGGAAGAGAGAUAGAGAAGGCAUCAGCGUCCCAAAAUACUUGGUAACUAUUUGGGUUCAUUAAGGAUACUGGUAAGAAGGAAUCGAUAGUUAUUGAAAACUUCGCCGAAAAGGAUGGGACGCUGGUCGCCUCCUAAGGACAGGCGGCAGAACACUUGGAGGCAUAGUUCAUCUGACCGACCGAUAGCUGCUACCUUGACGUGGUGGUCGGGCUUGCAUAUCACAAUGACCCAACAAUCUAUGUUGGUGGAACACUUGUUCCCUCGAGGUCCUACCCUUCCAGAAAGGUCUAUAGGAUAGUAGUUAGACGGAAAGCAGUUACCGUUGUGGUGUAAAUUACUACACUAUGGUGGGAGUCUGAGGGCGAAGUCGUACUGCUGCUAGCUGGAUGGGGUGUGACAGCAGUAAGGUGUUUCCCUUGGAUGACCAGCAGUGCCAUGCUGAUGCUGCCUUCUCAGUGGAAGGGGGGGGUUAGAAAAGGUCGGCCCCAAAAAUAACACACUCCACCACGCCCCACGGUCUGCCGGGCCGGCGGUGUUGGUUCACUUGUCGUUUCCUUUCGACCAUCCGGCCCCAAAAAUACAAAAGUUCAAAAUAAUCAUACUCAAAAGGCUGGGUGUGACAGGCCUCAAGCAGAUGUCCGAUGGGCUCUGCGGUCACACAAAUCUCUUUCAGGUACCUUAAGAAGAAAUAGCCUUCCACGGUGUGGGUAGACGGAAAGUGUUAACCGCCCUCACAACUUUGUCAACAAUCAAGUUUCGUCAGACGGCUAUCCACCUCCCUCAUCAUUACCUUCUAAUCUUCCUUCACGUCUCUCAACUAACGAUACUACAUCAUCUUCAAUUUCUCCUAGCUCUGUAGCCUUCGACAACGAUCUGAAUCCACAGAACA